This is a messenger RNA of Psylliodes chrysocephalus, 2509 nucleotides long. The record is from the annotation of a GenBank genome assembly. Lineage: Eukaryota; Metazoa; Arthropoda; Insecta; Coleoptera; Chrysomelidae.
UUCACCGCUCUGUGCUAUUUAAAAGAACUCGAUUUUUAGUUCCACUGACAUUAUUUUUGUCGAUAUUGAUAAGAAAAACUUAUAAAUACGAUUGCUUUGACGGAAGAAAUGUUGUUUGUGCUGCAGUGAUUGUUUCGAAAUCAGGGAUUUUUGUGCAUAUAUUGGUAAAUUAUUAAUAGCUUGGUGAGGUGAUUGACAAUGUUUGACCUAUCCUACGCCACCACAUAUCUAAUAGGAAUAAUAGUUAUUCUUAUAACCUACAUAACAUGGUACUUCUACAACACAUACCAAUAUUGGAAAAGAAGAGGUGUUCCAUACAUAACCCCAACUAUUACCCCAUUUGGAAACACUCUGGACCUCUACAUGGGAAAAAUAACUUUCGGAGAACUAUUUUCCAACGCCUAUUUAGAAUUUAAGAGAAGAGGAGAAAAACAUGGAGGACUUUACUACAUGAAUAAACCCGUUUAUGUUCCUGUAGAUCCUGAUAUUAUAAAGAAAAUUGUUAUAAGUGAUGCACACUAUUUUCCUAAUCACGGGAUGUAUCUCAAUCCAAAAGAGGACAUUUUAUCUGGACAUCUUUUCAAUAUGGAAGACAGCAAAUGGAAAGAUCUUAGAGUUAAAACUCCGUCUAUUUUUACAUCUGCUAAAAUGAGGAAAAUGUUUAUUACAAUGCAGAAGAUGGUGGAUCCUCUAAGAGUGUGGUUGGAUGAAUACUCAACAACUGGCAAAUCUGUAGACAUAAAAAGCUUACUGACCCGUUUUACAACAGACACAAUUUCAGCCUGCGCUUUCGGUAUAGACACCAACACUUUAAAAAACGAAAACGAAGAUUUACUACAUCACGGUCGUCAGUUCUUCGACUAUCAAUGGAGACUCUUAAACAACACCUUGGUGGUCACCAUCCCCAGAAACGUUUUGCAAAUGUUCAACUUCAGGAUAUUCCCGAAACAAACCGAAAAAUACGUCGUAGAUAUGUUCACCAGCAUAUUCAACUACAGAAAGAAGAAUAAUAUAUACAAAAACGAUCUGACAGACACUUUAAUGAAGUUAACUGAAAGGAGAGAAGAAGAAAAAGAUUAUACUGGUAAACGCGUCAUGGAGCCGUUGAAUAUGGAUGAAUUUUCCACUCAGAUGUUUUUAUUUUUCUGUGCUGGUUUCGAAACAUCUUCGUCAACUCUUACGUUUGCUUUAUACGAGCUUGCGAAGAAUCCAGAUUGUCAAACUAAAUUGAGAAACGAAAUAAAUAGGGUGUUAGUUAAACAUGAUAAUAAAUUGACGUAUGAUGCUAUCAUGGAAAUGAAGUAUUUGGAACAUGUUAUCGAUGAAACUUUGCGAAUAUACCCAAUAUUCCCUAUAGUAGCACGAGUCUGUAAAGAAGACUACCCCAUACCUGGUACUGAUGUUACUCUGGAAAAAGAUACGUUCGUUAUGGUAACAAACAUGGGUAUUCAAAGAGACCCAGAAUACUAUCCGGAUCCCAUGAAAUUUGACCCUGAGAGAUGGACGUACGAAAAUAAGUUAGGCAGACCUUUCGUUGCUAAUAUGCCGUUUGGAGAAGGACCAAGAAUAUGCGUUGGAAAACGUUUCGGCCUUCUUAACACCAAAUUGGGCUUGUUGACGAUGAUGAAGGAUUACGAUUUUACGCUUAGCGACAAAACGACAAAAGGAUGUAAAUUCGUACCAAAUCAAUUAAUAUUAAAAAAAACCGGAGAUGUAUGGUUAAAUAUACAAAAAUUAGUCAAGUAGUAGUUUUAGAUAUAUAGACGAAAAGUAGAUAGGUAUCUACUUUUCUGUAAUUAUUUAUGUUUAAUAAUAAUAGUAUAAUAAUGUUCUUACUAGAAUGUAUACGACAUUACCUAUCCGUUCAAGAGAUUGGUAGAGCAUAAUUAUGUGUGGUACAGUCUCUGAAUAGAUAGGAUAAUUAAUAAUAUGGAUGUAGAAAAAAGUUAUUAGCUACUUUUUAAAAAUAUAUAUUUCAAAUUAGUUGUAGAUUUUAAGGACAACUUACUGUAUAUUCUGUGACGAUAUUUAAAUAUAUAUAUAUAUAUAUAUAUAUAUAUAUAUAUUUUUAUUUUUCGCUGUUGCUAGGUACACGCUAAAGUGUACACAAAUCAAAAAAUUAUAUACACGCGAAACGUCAUAUUGCUGUGGUGAGAGGUGUUUGUGUGAAUACGUCUUGUCUGUUUUCAUUUACACCGUGACUAGCAAUAGUAUUUUAUAAACCUUAGAAGCAAAUUUCACAUACAUGAACAAAUAAUAAUAAUGCCGUGAUAACAAGAAAACGAAGCAACGACUUCUUGUAGGGUGGCGGCUUCGCCGCCACCAGAAAAUUUCAAUCCAUACCUAGCUACGCCUACCGGCAUAAACACACAGUUUACCUACUCUGUCAAGACGUCUCGCGUCUAUAUAAUUUUUUGAAUUGCGUACAAGUUAGCGUGUACCUAGACACUGUGUUUAUUUUUACUUUACAAUGUAUUUUUUUCAUAAAUCUUGCAAUAAAAUAAGUUAU